This is a messenger RNA of Ixodes scapularis (black-legged tick), 3122 nucleotides long. Its product is annotated as patatin-like phospholipase domain-containing protein 2. Gene Ontology annotation, molecular function: triacylglycerol lipase activity. Gene Ontology annotation, biological process: lipid homeostasis; triglyceride catabolic process. Gene Ontology annotation, cellular component: membrane; cytoplasm; lipid droplet. The transcript is spliced from 8 exons. The coding region runs from base 241 to 2424 and encodes 727 amino acids. The record is from RefSeq and is a predicted model, not a curated record. NCBI's taxonomy places the organism in Eukaryota, Metazoa, Arthropoda, Arachnida, Ixodida, Ixodidae.
AACACACCUUUGGCGGCCUUGCAGCGUUGCAUUCUUUGCAGCCUGCGGGCGGAUACAAUGGAAAAAGCGUCUUUAUGCCCCGUUUCGAACAGACAGGGGUUCGCGGGAGCCGCUCGCUGUGCACGAUAGCGGGACUCGCACGAACGGCGGCCUCGCGUUAAGGCGACCCAAGAUACCGCGCGAUCAGGCGACGCGGCCAAGAUUACGUGUACGGGGAACUCCCACAACAAACGUGACGACAUGGAUCGCGUCGGAAGAGGUGGAGCGAUGGAUGCCCACUUGGCACGGCGGCAACAGGAAGGUAGCGGCGGCACAACUCGCGCGCUCAAUCAGACUCGCUCGAUAACGUCUACAACGUCGUCUACGCUCGCGUCGGAAGGCACGCCAAGAAACGAGCUCCCGAGUCGCCGUGCAAGGAGCUGCAGCGUCGCUUGUUCGCCACCGCGUCGGCGUCGGAGAAUGAAUCUGUCCUUUUCCGGGUGCGGGUUCCUAGGAAUCUACCACGUCGGGGUCGCCAGUGCGUUCAAGGAAUACGCGCCCCACUGCCUGAGCAAGAUCGCCGGGGCUUCGGCCGGGGCCCUGGCCGCGGCUGGGCUCUGCUGCGAGGUGCCCUUCGGCGAAAGCACAACAUAUGUGCUGCGGAUCGCAGUAAGGGCGAGGCAGCGUGCCCUGGGGCCUCUGCACCCGGGCUUCGACAUCAACAGCAUCAUCCACGACGGCCUGGUGAAGCUGCUGCCCGACAACGCCCACCUGAUGUGCAACGGCAGGCUGCACGUGUCCCUCACCAGGGUCUCCGAUGGAAAGAACGUGCUCCUCUCACACUUCGACAGCCGCGAGGACCUCAUCCAGGCCCUGAAAUGCAGCUGCUUCAUUCCGUUCUACUCUGGACUCAGGCCCCCCAAAAUAAACGGAGUGGCGUACAUGGAUGGCGGCUUCAGCGACAACCUGCCCAUGCUGGACGAGAACACAUUGACCGUGUCUCCGUUUGCGGGAGACAGUGACAUCUGCCCCAUCGACGACUCCUUCAACCUCAUGCAGAUAAACUUCAGCAACACCAGCAUCACGCUGUGUCCCGGGAACCUGUACAGGGCUAGCCGCAUCUUCUUUCCACCGCAUCCUGAAAUCCUGAGCCGAAUGUGCCAGCAGGGCUUUGACGACGCAGUUCGCUUUCUCCAGAAGACCAACAUGAUCUCGUGCACACGCUGUCUAGCGGUGCAGUCGAGCUUUAUCAUGGAGGAGCCCGAGGUGGCGGCAGGAGAGUCCACCGAUUCGGAGAAAGAGGGGUCGCAGCACGCCUACGACAACUGCACGGACUGCAAGAUUCGUCAGCAGCUGGCUCUUACCGACAGCCUCCCAGAGGCCAUGGUCAGGGCCAUCCAGGAGGCUUCGGACCAGCUGAACAAGGGCGUCAUCAACUGGCUGUUCCGGCACCGGCCAAUGAAACUCAUCUCUUUGCUCAGCAUCCCCUACGUCUUGCCCAUCGACAUCGCCAUUGCCGUCCUCUGCAAGCUCUGGCAGCUGCUGCCCCACCUCCGCAACGAGAUGCAGUGCAGCCUCAUGCGCCUGAUGGGCUUUGCCCAAUCGCUCGUCUCCAAGUUCAAGGACAGCCACCCCCUGUACAGCGCCAAGUUCUCCUGCGAACUCAACAUCACCGAGUUCAACUACACCCCGGACGACCCCAAGCUCCGCUCUCGCGUCCCCUCCGGCAAGGCCGUGGCCCCGCCCCCCGCCAAGGUCCGCCCGCCGGCCCCGCUGCUUCGCCACGACCUCCGCAGUCGCAGCCUAGAAGACCUGGCCCGCGGAAACGCCCACUUCCCGCCCAAGAGCCGGGGCCACCGCAAGUCCUAUGCUGGCCUCACCAACGACGGCGGCGGCAACGACCAGCGGGUGAUCAGCUCCAUGAACUUUGGGUUCACCAUGAACCUGUCGAGCCACGACGGACGCGCCGAUCGCACAGACCGCAGCGACCGCAGGCGGCGCAGGAGUGUGGUGGACGCCCUGCGCACCCUCAGCGAAGACCGCGACGAGAUGGAUUCGGACAUGGACGCCAUCGAGCUGACCAACCGGGCGCUCAACUGGGAGAAGGAGUGCAUCGAGCGCUGCCAGCGCCCCGAAGGCGCCGGCCAGCUGGAGCAGCUUUUGGACGUCACCCAACGCAAGGAGGCCCUCAUGGCCUUCUACUACACCGACGAGACGACGCACAAGGUCCGCGUAACGGAGCUCUUCAAUGUGACCAAUGCGGACACGUCUCCUCCGCUCGCGGAGGCUGCACUGCGUGCACUUCCGCAAGAGGACGUCGCCGGUCCUUCUGGUCUUGCGGCAGAAGCGACCGACGAGUUUCCCACGUUCGUCGGACCUCCGCUGCCUGUCUUUGGACCGCCGAAGGCGCCGAGGAGGAAGAACUCUGUGGUGUUUAUGAGCUAAGUGGUCUCAUCUGCAACCGCUCAAGAAGAUUGUGAGUCGACGUUUGAAGGAGAGCAGCCCAACAGUCCCCUCGCCUCGUCUGUAACCCCCCCCUUGGCAGUGGGUUAUGUCUAGUGAGAAAAACUGUGCCUGCAAAGGUGUUGCCAAGGCACUGAACUUGCCGUCUGCUAUAGUGAGAAAAAUGUUGCCUGCAAAGGUGUCGCCAAGGCCCUCAACUUUUCGUCUGCCUUCAAACUUUCUUCCGGCGUAUGGUGGCCUCGCAUCUUUGACAGUCAAUGUUUGUGAUCUUCAUGGUUCCACGCAAAGUUCCUUUUUGAAGCACCAAUCAACGAGUGCUCAAACCUCUAAGCUACGCUUCAAUAAUACUCUGUGGCAGCUGGCUGCUGCAAGCGACACGAUGUUGAAUCGAAAGAAUGUCCGUUGCAAAUGCCAAGCGGUGCAGAGUGUAUGGAAAGACUGCUUACACACUGUACCUGCGCUUAGUCGUAAUCACGAGUCGUGACAAAUGUGUGUCGACCAUUUAUCCACAUUGUUUACCAUUGUCCAAGUUCCGUGUGUAUGUGUCCGGAUCAAAUGUUUGUCUUCCCUAAUUUAUUUACGGAUUAUGCUAGCUACGCGUAACCGAUUGUUUCGUGUUGCUCGUGCCAAAUGCCGAGUUGGCAGCAGGCGUAUAAUUAAAGUUUGAGUUGACCAAGCAA